CCGGCGGCCGGUUCCCAGCAGAGGCGGCUCGCCACCGGAGCGAGGGGGUCGCGAGGUUCCGCGGCAGAGGCCGGCGGAGGCUGCCCGGGAGAGGCGCGUCCCCGGCGCUUUCCGCGACACGCCCCCACCCCCCGCGGCGCCAGUGGUUCAGCCCGAGAACUUUUCAUUCAUAAAAAAAAAGAAAGAAAAGACGAGACUCGGCGAGGCGCGAGUGAGUCAGAACCACAGCGGCCGACGCCGACCCCGCCGAGCAUCCAGCCCGGGGCAUGUAUCGAGACUUCGGAGACCCGGGCCCGAGCUCCGGGGCCGGCGGCGCCUACGGCCGCCCCGCGCUGCCCCCGCCGGCCCCGGCGCACCCCGCCCAGCAGCAGAAGUUCCACCUUGUGCCAAGUGUCAACGCUGUGAGUGGCAACCAGGAAUUACAGUGGAUGGUGCAGCCUCAUUUCCUGGGACCCGGUGGCUAUCCCCGACCUCUGACUUAUCCCCAGUACAGUCCCCCUCAGCCCCGACCAGGAGUCAUCCGAGCCCUAGGGCCACCUCCAGGGGGGCGUCGCAGGCCCUGUGAGCAGAUCAGCCCAGAGGAGGAAGAGCGCCGCAGAGUGAGGCGAGAGCGGAACAAGCUAGCAGCAGCUAAGUGCAGGAACCGGAGAAAGGAACUGACAGACUUCCUACAGGCGGAGACUGACAAAUUGGAGGACGAGAAAUCGGGGCUGCAGCGAGAGAUCGAAGAGCUGCAGAAGCAGAAGGAACGCCUCGAGCUGGUGCUGGAAGCCCAUCGCCCCAUCUGCAAAAUCCCAGAAGGAGGCAAGGACCCGGGUGGUACCAGCAGCACCAGCGGCACCGGCAGCCCACCAGCGCCCUGCCGCCCGGUGCCCUGUAUCUCCCUUUCUCCGGGGCCCGUGCUUGAACCGGAAGCACUGCAUACCCCCACACUCAUGACCACACCCUCUCUGACGCCUUUCACUCCCAGCCUAGUUUUCACCUAUCCUAGCACACCAGAACCUUGUUCCUCAGCUCACCGAAAGAGUAGCAGCAGCAGUGGCGACCCCUCCUCCGACCCCCUGGGUUCUCCCACACUCCUGGCUUUGUGAGGUGCCCAGUCACACCCCUUGCUGGUACUACCCCGUUGAUCCAGCAGGCCUGGACCACAUCCAUGCCCAUACCAGCAGGCCCUUAUCUCUUCAGAUUAGAACGAACACAUUAUGCUUUGAUACAGAGCCAGCUUGGGGGUCGGGGGAGGGGAGGUCCCCCAAAGCUGCUCAUUGUUUCUCUAGAGCUGGCCUUAUCAGAAUUUGCACAAAAUCAGAGACAAAAUAUGUCCCCUCUGCCGGAGAAGUCCUGCAGCCCAGACUCUGGAGAUCCCCAGCGGUCUUUUGGAGUCCUAGUGGUCUGCAAGGCCACUUUCUCCAGGUUAUCCGGCCAACCCUACACCUAGACGGAAGGUGCCCUUUCAGUAGCCUAGAACACUAACUCACACAGCACCGCUGCCAGCAGCACCGGACAUCCUGCAGGCUCCUCCUGACCGGCACAGCUCGGGAGGCUCCUGUGGCUUCUGAGCUGAGCUGAGCUGCACUCCCUAGCUCUGAGAAGCCUUUAGCUCCAGGGUAUCCAAGCCUCCACAGCAAGGGUGGCUGCUAUUUAUUUUCCUAAAGAGACUAUUUUUUUUAUAC
This is a messenger RNA of Meriones unguiculatus (Mongolian gerbil), 1670 nucleotides long. RefSeq names its product FOS like 1, AP-1 transcription factor subunit (gene Fosl1). The transcript is spliced from 4 exons. The coding region runs from base 267 to 1091 and encodes 274 amino acids. Gene Ontology annotation, biological process: regulation of transcription by RNA polymerase II. Lineage: Eukaryota; Metazoa; Chordata; Mammalia; Rodentia; Muridae. Gene Ontology annotation, cellular component: nucleus. The record is from RefSeq and is a predicted model, not a curated record. Gene Ontology annotation, molecular function: RNA polymerase II cis-regulatory region sequence-specific DNA binding; DNA-binding transcription factor activity, RNA polymerase II-specific.